AAUAGUCCGAGGACAAAGCUCUGAUUAGCAUCAGAUUUAUUAUAUUGUUAUUGCAUAUCAUACUUUAAAAACAUACAUACACAUACACAUACAUUCACUCACAUUGAAAAUGCAAGACGAAGAAAGAUACAUGACAUUGAAUGUGCAGUGGGAGAAAAUGAAUUCAAUCCAAACAUCCCAACUUAAAUCUAAAGAUUCUUCUGUGAUGUUGCGCUGGUAUAAAAUCUUGUUGGGAAUAUCUGGAACAGUAAAUGGUAUUCUGGUUUUGACUUUGAUCUCCCUGAGUCUGUUGGUUUCUCAAGGAGUGUUGCUAAAAUGCCAAAAAGGACAUAAUUCAAAUGUCAGCCAACAUGGUGAUAUGGGAAACCGGAAAAUGAAUAGUGAGGCACGAGGAAAUAUAAGUAAAAAAGAUGUGGACCACUGUGUUUCAAGAGCUACAGGAUUGUGCCCAUCAGAAUGGCUCAAAUAUCAAGAAAAGUGUUAUUGGUUCUCUAAUGAGUUGAAAAGUUGGAGUGACAGUUAUGGGUAUUGUUUGGAAAGAAAAUCUCACCUACUAAUCAUUCAGGACCAACUUGAAAUGACUUUUAUACAGAAAAAUCUAAAACGAUCAAACUACGUGUGGAUUGGGCUUAACUUUACCUCGCAGAAGAGCACAUGGACCUGGGUGGAUGGUUCUCCAUUAGAUUCACAGAUAUUCUUCAUAAAAGGACCAACUACAGAAAACAGCUGUGGUGCCAUCAAGGAAAAGAAAAUUUACUCUGAAGCUUGCAGCAGUGUUUUCAAAUGGAUUUGUCAAUAUUAGAAUUAAAAAAAAAUUGAUAGUGGAAUAAUCAAUGAUAAAGGUUUUUGCCUGUUAAGCUCUAAUAUUAAUCUUCAGGAAUAAGAAUUUAAAACUGCAAGUAAACACCAAAAUAUCUUCUCCAUUUUCCCUCUAUCAUCUACAUUGGUCCUAGCUUCAGAGUAACCACGUUAACAAUUUAAAGUAUACCUUUUUGGCUGGCCGAGUGGCUCAGUUGAUUAAGAGUGCAAGCUCUGAGCAACAGGGUCACCAGUUUGAUUCCCACAUGGGCCGGUGAGCUGCGCCCUAGCUGAGUUGUUGCUGGGCUGGUGAGAACGCGUGCUUUUAGCAGCAAGGUUGUCGGUUUGACACCCAUGUGGGAUAGUAGGCUGCGCCCCCCCCACAACUAAGGUUGAAGAAGGCACCUUGAGCUAAACAGCCGCAAGCUGCUGACAGGU
This is a messenger RNA of Hipposideros armiger (great roundleaf bat), 1236 nucleotides long. RefSeq names its product killer cell lectin like receptor F1 (gene KLRF1). The record is from RefSeq and is a predicted model, not a curated record. The coding region runs from base 110 to 802 and encodes 230 amino acids. Gene Ontology annotation, cellular component: plasma membrane. NCBI's taxonomy places the organism in Eukaryota, Metazoa, Chordata, Mammalia, Chiroptera, Hipposideridae. The transcript has 6 exons.